Molecule: messenger RNA, 929 nt
Organism: Drosophila serrata
Lineage: Eukaryota; Metazoa; Arthropoda; Insecta; Diptera; Drosophilidae
Source: RefSeq, a predicted model, not a curated record
CAACGAGUUGGCUUUGGCGCAGUUCUCCGAAUUCCGAGGGCUUUGCUGGUUUGGCCAAAGUUCAAAAUUUAUUCAAAAAAAUUCUCUCAGUUGCACGACAGCAACAGCAAAAAACUUGUCGUCGCUUAUAUUUUUUAGUACGAACAAACGGCAAACAUGUCCGAGGAGAAUCCAGCCCAGUCCGGUGCGAUGCCUGAUGCCAUUGCAGACACCGAAGCCACCGCUAAUGGGGUAAUCCCUCCGAUCGUCAACUUGGAGGAGACUGUGGUCAGCAGGCGCCCUUUGGGAUCUGGAAACAUCACUGCCACCGACACCUCCCUUUGCACCGUGCGUCGCCUCAAGCACGAGCUGGCCGAUAUUAGUGUUAAUCCACCGCCAUAUUGCUGUGUGUCAAUCAAGGCCGAGACUCUGUUCCAAUGGAAUGCCAUUGUGAAUGGUCCCAUUGGCACGGUCUACGAGGGUGGACACUUUUGUCUGGAUCUACGUUUUACGCCCUCGUAUCCCUUCAAGCCGCCACAGGUACGCUUCCUCACGCGUAUCUAUCACUGCAACGUGGACAGAUGCGGUACCAUUUGCCUGGAUGUACUUGGCGAACGCUGGUCACCCAUUAUCACAGUGUCCAAGAUCCUAUUCUCCAUCUAUCUGCUGAUGGCAGAGUGCAAUCCAAAUGAUCCGCUGGACAGUUACAUUGCCGACAUGUACAAGACCAAUCGCAUGGAGCACGAUCGGAUUGCUCGUUACUGGACCAAGCGAUUCGCCAUUCCCGCAGGAGAAUGAUAUAUGGAAAUUUUGCUUGAAUAAUAUACACACUAUCCAAUUAAUACACUAUAAACAUAUAGAUCUUGCUCCCACCCCGGACAGUACAUUCUAGUUUCAAUGGAUUCACUUGAACUGCCCUGCACGGCAAAUUACAAAACGUUUAAAUGAAA